GUAAAAGUUGAUCAGAAAUGGAGAAUCUAAAUCCCCACGUAGUCUUCUUGCCCUUCCCAGCGCAGGGCCACGUCAAGCCCUUGCUCAAACUAGCAGAGCUUCUCAGCCAUGCCGGUUUCCAAGUCACCUUCAUCAACACCCAAUAUAUCCACCGCCGUCUCCUACUUUCCAUCGACGUCGACGCCUUCCAACGCCGCUUCCCCAACUUCCACUUCUUGUCCAUCCCCGACGGUCUGCCUCCUCACCAUCCACGCUCCCUCGAAUAUCUCCUCCCAUCUAUAGGCUCCGCCACCUUGGCUGCACUUCGUCGGUUGUUGGUUUCUGAUCUCCUCAACCGUACAGCCACCUGCAUAAUAGCAGACGGGAUUAUGCCUUCUUCUGCCGUAACCGCCGGUGAAGAAUUCAGGAUCCCUGUAUUGGCGUUCCGCACGUUCAGUGCUUGCUGCACCUGGACUAACUUUCAUUUGUCCAAGCUCAUUGAAGAAGGGGAAGUUCCAGUACAAGAUAAAGACAUGGACAAGCUGGUGACUUGCAUUCCAGGUUUGGAGAAUGUUUUAAGACGUCGAGAUCUUCCAAGUAUUUGCAGGGUCCAGAAAGCUGGGGAUCCCAUCUUGGAAUUCUUUAUCAAGGAGGCUAAGGCCAUGCUGGGAGCAUCUGCUCUAAUACUAAACACAUUCGAUGAACUUGAAGCUCCCAUGGUAUCUAAACUCACCUCUUUCUUCUCCAAAAUCUACACUAUCGGCCCUUUGCAUGCCAUCUCAAAUGUCCGUAUCAACGACGACCGAUCACAUUUAGCAUCCACAACAGGUAUUCUGUGGAGAGAAGACAGAGAUUGCAUCACUUGGCUCGAUUCCCAGCCAUUAGAAUCGGUCGUCUUCGUUAGCUUCGGCAGCAUAGUGAGCUUCGCGCAUGACCAAAUGCUCGAGUUUUGUCAUGGCUUGGUGAACAGUGGAAACCCAUUUCUGUGGGUCAUACGACCCGACUCAAUCAUCGUAGAAGAUGGUGAUUCGGGUCAACUCCUGAUGGAUCUCCAAGAGAGGACGAAAGGGAAGGGGUUGAUAGUGAGUUGGGCCCCUCAAGAGCAGGUGUUGGCUCACCGAGCCGUCGGAGGGUUCUUGACUCACGGGGGUUGGAACUCAAUCAUGGAAAGUACACAUGCCGGGGUGCCCAUGAUUUGUUGUCCUGUUAUAUCCGACCAACAAGUGAACAGCAGGUUCGUGAGUGAAGUGUGGAGAGUGGGUUUGGACAUGAAAGAUAGGUAUGAGAGGUCAGUGGUUGAGCAGAUGGUAAGAGAUUUGAUGGAAGCUAAAAGAGACGAAAUCAUGACGAUGAUGGAUGGGGUUGCAGAGCAAGCUCGGGAGAGUGUUAAACAAGGUGGAUCUUCUUAUCGGAACCUGCAGAUAUUGAUCCAAGACAUCAAGUCGAUGACUACUUAAUUUAACUCCACCCUACUUAAAAGUUUUAAGUAUUUUAUUUUAUAAUACUAAUAUUUAAUUUAUUA
This is a messenger RNA of Hibiscus syriacus, 1501 nucleotides long. RefSeq names its product 7-deoxyloganetic acid glucosyltransferase-like. The transcript is spliced from 2 exons. Bases 18 to 1436 code for a protein of 472 amino acids. Lineage: Eukaryota; Viridiplantae; Streptophyta; Magnoliopsida; Malvales; Malvaceae. Gene Ontology annotation, molecular function: UDP-glycosyltransferase activity. The record is from RefSeq and is a predicted model, not a curated record.